GAGCACAUUGUUUUUUAAGUGAGUUCCAACAUACACUACUUUUCAUAACAAUAUUCUACUUAGGGUUUCUUCCAAGUGUGCAAUUGGCGGUGCUUCACAAUUAAUAUUAACAUUUUGACGUAUGUAUGUAUCUCCUUCAUCUUUUGUGCUACUGCUUUAGUGGCUUUAGGGUUGAGCCGCCCUUGCAAAAGCGCCACAGAAAAUCUUGAAGAAAACAAAAAUGGCGGAACUUGUUCUCAAAUUAGAGAUACCUGAAGAUGAAGAAUUAGAGGAAUUGGAAGAGGAAGAGUUAUUAUGGUGUUCCGAUUCUGAAAUUGGUGAAGCUUUGGAUUAUCUGGACACAAGAGAUAAUUCUGAAUCGAUAAAUGGAGCUUUUAGUCUCCAAACAAGGCGCCCAAAUGCUCAUGGAGGACUUCAUACUCGACCCAAUUCUUCUGCUUUACAACCCCUUUCUAAUCGUACCCAGAAAUUUGCUAAUCAUAUCAGAGCUUCACCAUUAGAGGAAUGGGAAGGGAGGAUCAAAGUUGGCAUGUCAAAUUCUGUGACUACUGCAAUUCGUGGAAGUGUCCGGGAUAUGGCUAUUGGUAAAACUAAAACGACUGAGAAAGCAGACCGCGCCACUGUUGAACAGGCAAUUGAUCCAAGAACCCGAAUGGUUUUGUUUAAAAUGCUCAAUCGCGGUGUCUUUCAUGAUAUUAAUGGCUGUAUUUCAACUGGGAAAGAGGCCAAUGUUUAUCAUGCAACAAAAGCCGAUGGUCAGGAACUGGCGAUCAAAGUAUACAAAACUUCAGUUCUUGUUUUCAAGGAUAGAGAUCGCUAUGUACAGGGUGACUAUCGCUUCAGAUAUGGAUACUGCAAGCACAAUCCACGGAAAAUGGUUAAAACAUGGGCUGAGAAAGAAAUGAGGAAUCUGAUGAGGUUAAGGGCAGCUGGAAUCAGGUGCCCAGCUCCAAUUCUCUUGAGGCUUCAUGUUCUCGUUAUGGAAUUCAUAGGGAAAGGAGGCUGGGCAGCACCUCGACUAAAGGAUGCUGCUUUAUCUCUUGACAAGUUACGUGAAUGUUAUGUGGAGAUAAUUAUGGCAAUGAGAACUCUGUAUCAGAAAUGCAAGCUGGUGCAUGGCGACUUAAGCGAGUAUAACAUCCUAUAUUUCGAGGGUCACCUAUAUGUUAUUGAUGUUUCACAAUCAGUUGAUCUUGACCAUCCUCAUGCACUUGAUUUCCUCCGAGAGGAUUGUGUACAUGUUUCUGACUUCUUUAAAAAACAUGGCGUGGCUGUUAUGACAAUCCGGGAGUUGUUUGAUUUUAUAGUUGAUCCUUCUAUUAAUGAUGAUUCAGUGGAUAGCUAUUUGGAGAAGGUUCAAGAGAGAAUUUUGGCUAGAGGUGAGAUGACUGCUGAAGAAGAAAUUGCUGACUCCGUAUUUAUUCAGUCAUUUAUUCCCAAGACUCUUGAUCGUGUGAAAGACGCUGAAGCAGAUGUUCAACGCAUUAUUAGUGGUGAGGACACAGCAGACAUGUACUACAAAACUAUUACAGGUCUGAAGCAGGCUCUCUCAGGGACAAACCCUUCAACAGAAAAUCAGCAGCACCAACAAAUUGACGAACGCGGAUUAGAUGCCAAUGCUGCAGCUGAAAUUGACAAACCAUCUGAUGGUGAAUCAGAGCCAGAGACCGAGUCAGAUGAUGACGACGAUGAAAGUGAUUGUAGUGAAGGCUCAUCAUCUGAUGGAGAGAAACCAACAGCUGCUGAUAAGAAAGCAGCUAGAAAAGAGAACAAGAAGAAAGUUAAAGAAGAGAAAAGGGAAGCGCGGAAACAUAAAGUACCAAAAGCUGUGAAGAAGAAGAAGAAAAAGUUGGCCAAGGCCAAGAAGUAUAGGUAAUCAAUCAACUGCAAUGUUAAACAAAGUUUGUUUUGGGGUUUAAAUUGUUGUGUAGAAAGGAUAUUGAAGUUCUUAGGUUUUAGAGGUUAAAUUUUUGUAGAAAGCAGAAUGAAGCUUGCUGCAAAGAUGAACACUUUUCACGGA
Molecule: messenger RNA, 2020 nt
Organism: Solanum dulcamara
Lineage: Eukaryota; Viridiplantae; Streptophyta; Magnoliopsida; Solanales; Solanaceae
Exons: 12
Coding region: 221-1876 (551 amino acids)
Biological process (GO): protein phosphorylation
Molecular function (GO): protein serine/threonine kinase activity; ATP binding
Source: RefSeq, a predicted model, not a curated record